CCCGCAAAUCUCAUAAACCCCAUUACCCCGCCCAGCCUAUGAUUCGAUCUAUGCUAUUACGAACGUGCCCGGCCUUGCCCCCCCUCCCAUCCACGUCUAUCACGUACGUGCACGGCCUUACCCCUCCCCCUCUUAUCCUUAUCUAUCACUUACAUGCCAGGCCGUGCCCAUCCCUUACCAUCAAUGUAUAUCACUCACAUCCCUGCAUACUCCGCCUAUCCUAUAGCUCUAUACUAUCACGAACGUGCCUGGCCGUGCUCUCCCCUCUCAUCCAUGUCUAUCACAUACAUACCUACAUAUCUAAUUAAUUAAUUAUUUAAAUAAUAUACAAACGUUUGAUACGUAUGAUUAAAAUAUUACAUAAGAAUUAAUAAUAUCCUUAACUAUCAGUUAAAUGAUAUUAUGAAAUGUGAAAGUAUACAACUUAUAAUUGCUAUUUAAUGAUUGUCAUGUAGUAAACAAUCCCAUUAACCCUCUAUCAUCACAAUAUUUCGGGGAAAAAUAAAGCAUAGUGUGGUCUACAAUAUCGUCAGUAGUGAAUAGUGAUACAAACACUGAACCAUCAAGUCGUUUUGCUCCAUGCUUAAAAUAAUUUUUACACUAUUCAAAUAAAUUAAAAUUUAUACGUGUUUCUAAACAUGGGCGGUUCAAUCGUGGAUAAUGCAGCUAUAUACAAGAAAACCUUUACAUAUAUACCAUCAACACCGCCUUCAGAGCUCAUCCAUCAGAAUCGAUUCUACUAACUAUACCUUCAACUUCGUGAAACGUAAGUUUAUACAUAUUGGGGUCGAUCCGAGUAAUAUGUUUAGAGUAAUAGUACAUAAAAUAACACCAUCACGUUAUAUUAAUAUUUCAACUGAGUUUCUAAAGCAGAUAUUUUCACUGAUGGGUAAUAUACUAAUAUCUUAUCAUUUAUGUUAGAACAAACAGGAAAAUAUAAAAUAAUCAUAUUUCUAGAGACAGAGCAUUUAAAAUUAUCUAGCAUGAUGUAUAGUGGUGAAAACAAAUUAAUUAUAGAGUCUAAGAUACACGUUGGAUGUCAAAUUCUUUUAAAUCAUACAGAACUCGUACGACUUCAAUACCUAGAAUGGUGUAUUUUUGAAACGAUUAUACGAAAAUCUACUAUCAUGCAACCAAUCAUCUUAAAUCAAUUUGAAAUAUUUACCGAAUAUCUCGAUAGAGAACUUAUCAAAGUGAAAUCAUCGCCAAGAAUGAGUGAAGAAAUUAUUAUAUUUAUUAAAAAUAUAGGUGAUGAUCAUCUUAUUACAAGCAGUCAAAAACUUGAUAUUAAUUUCAUCAGUCAACUCAAAAUGCUAGCAUUUACACAAUUAGCAGAACAUUCAAUACAACGAUGGAAUAGGGAAAAUAUGUCACCAGAGUUAUUUGAUGGAAAUGUAGAAAUUAUUUCACCAACCUCACCACCAAACAUCAAGACAGAUAAUACAUCUGAUACACAAAAUGAGGAGGAGGAUAUUUUCAAAGCAAAGUCAUAUGAUUCAAUUCAGGAUAUACUACAAUCAUUUGAUGUAAACGAUGGUCCUGACUUUUUCAAAACGCAACCCACACCUCUCCAUCAUCAAUCAACGUAUGCUACGUUCCCAAAGCCAUUGCACAGAAUAAAAAAGAUUUGCUAUGCCUCAAUAGAAAUUGAUGAACACCGACGUACGGUGUUGGAAAUUCACGGAGAACACAAAAAUCAUUUCCAAUUGACGGAUUUGGAGAUAGAAAAACACGAAGUAAGUCCAAAUAAGAAUUAUAAGUUAAUCGGUGAUUUGACAAGGUUUAUUUAAAUAUUAAUGUCUAUAAAAAUUGUUCACUUGAUUAAAAACUUAAAAAUGUAAUAAAAUAAAGUCCCUUGUAAGUUUUUAAC
Messenger RNA from Acyrthosiphon pisum (pea aphid), 1870 nucleotides. RefSeq lists its product as uncharacterized. The transcript is spliced from 4 exons. The record is from RefSeq and is a predicted model, not a curated record. Bases 915 to 1790 code for a protein of 291 amino acids. Lineage: Eukaryota; Metazoa; Arthropoda; Insecta; Hemiptera; Aphididae.